CGUCCGCGUCGUGACCUCCAGUCGUGAACCCCCGGGAUGACGGAUCGAGAGCAGACGGAGGAGGAGAUCCCCUCCAUGGGUGCGGGGGAACCCCCUCCGCCCCCUCCGCCGAUCUCCGACCGUCGAUUCCAGGUGAAUCGGGUCUAUUCCCGCAUCUCGGAGCGAGCCUCCGAUCCCGGCGACGGGAGCCCGACCGGCGUCGGCACUCGGUUGGCUUUUGCUCGUCGAGAGAAGAAAAGCGUCGCUUUGGCAAUCGAGCGAAUCGCGCAAAGGUCACUGCCAUCGGAGUCUCACGGCAGCAGUCGCGGUCGGAGUCGGACGCGACAGACACCAGAGCGGUCGAGGUCCUUCCGGCUAGACGUUCGGCGAGAGCGAAACCGGAUUCCGUCGAGAAGGAACACCGACGGAUUCCGGCCUCUCCGGAGGAGCAAGGCAUCCACCGUCGCUCGGCAUCCACCGUCGCUCGGCGGCCACGGUCGUCGCGGACGGAAACGCUGCGACGGCGAGCAGCGAGCGGACCUCGCGAUGUCGCGAACAAGCGCAUCGCUCGCGGCCCCGAGUCUGCGCCGCGUUCCAUCGAGAGGCCCGAAGGCGAGACGAGACGAGAGGAAAACUCGGGAAGAAACGGAGACGAGACCGUCGAGCGCCGUCGCGAGCGAGCCGAAACGAGACGGAAUCGGGUCCAGAUGCCUUGGAGCCGGUCGAAACGUGCGGGGCUCGAAAACGAAAAUCGUGGUCGUCUCCAGAAACGAAAAGUUCCACGAUUUCGCCCGUUUCGAGAGCCUCGACGACGAUAUCGCUCGAAGAAACUCGCCGUUUGCCGUCUCCGUUCGCGCCGACUCGGGCAGACGCGAAGAAGAUGGAGAAUUUCGGGGUCUCCAAAACGACAUCGCGAGCAUCGUCGUCGUCGUCGGCAUCGAUCUCCCUCGCACGAGCGAGGAAGCGGACGCUCCGGGCCUCACGGCCCCGGCGAUUCGUCCGCUCGGAUCUCUCUCCGGCUUCGCAUCGGGAAUGCGGAGCUCCACGUACGACACGCGAUGCCUCAAGUCCUUGCGCGAGAUGACGAUGGAGGCGUUCCCGCGGGAGACUCACUACCGCAACAUGAAGAGCAUCCAGGCCGGGUGCCAGAGGCCCACGCUGGACAACCUCCACGGCGCCGAGUACCAAGAGAUUCCCAUGCCGACGCCGAGGGAGAUGCCAGACGACGUCGAGCAGGUGAAGGUGAAGGAGAAGGGACUCCACAAGAUGGGGUGGAUGGAAGGCGUCCUGAUGCCCUGCCUGCUGAACAUCUGGGGGGUGAUGCUCUUCCUCCGGCUCUCCUGGGUCGUCGGUCAGACCGGAAUCGGAGAGGGGUUGGUGCUCAUCUGCGCGUGCAACCUGGUCACCAUCAUCACCAGCAUCUCCAUGUCUGCGAUCGCCACGAACGGCCAGAUCAAAGGAGGGGGGAUCUACUACAUGAUCUCGAGGUCGCUGGGAGCAGAGUUCGGUGGGGCCAUCGGACUCAUGUUCACGAUCGCCAACGCCGUCGCGUGCGCCAUGUACGUCAUCGGGUUCUGCGACUCCCUCAAGGACCUGCUCAGACUGGAGUUCGACGACACGGUGAUCUUCGACGGAGGGGACAACGACACGAGGAUCGUCGGGUGUGCCACCGCCGUCGUCAUCCUUGCCAUCGCUGCCGUCGGCAUGAAAUGGGUCUCCAAGGCACAGUUUGCGUUGCUGCUGAUCCUCACGGCGGCCCAGGUGGACUUCAUCGUGGGGAGUUUCAUGGGGCCCAGUUCCAGGGAAAUCGUCGCCAAGGGCUUCGUCGGAUACCAAGGGGAGAUUUUCGCUCAGAACUGGCGCAGCGCAUAUGGGCCGUCGGGGGUCGACAAAUCGGACCAGGGAUUCUUCUCCGUCUUCGGCGUCUUCUUCCCUGCCGUCACGGGCAUCGUUGCGGGUGCUAACAUGUCUGGAGACCUCAAGGACCCCAUAUCGGCGAUCCCAAAGGGAACCCUCAUCGCCGUAUUCAUCACGUUCCUGACCUACCUCGGAUAUGGAGUGAUGGCGGGGUCGUGUUCGGUCCGAAUGGCCUCCGGUGACCCAGAGGAACUCCUCGAUAACCCCACCAGCUUGUACCUUCAUCCGGCCUUCAACUGCACUGGGAGAGACUGCAAAUGGGGCCUGCUGCAGAGCAGCCAGAUGAUGACCAUCAUGUCUGCUUGGGGUCCACUCAUCUAUGGAGGAUGCUUUGCCGCUACCCUGUCCUCUGCCAUUGCGAGCAUCACUGGAGGACCUCGCGUCUUCCAGGCAUUGGCCAAGGACAGGCUGUACCCGGGCCUCCACUUCUUUGCGAUCGGACACGGACCCAACAACGAUCCUUUCAGGGGAUACAUCGCCUGCUUCGUUGUCACCAUUGCCUGCAUCCUCAUCGCGGAUCUGAAUGCCGUGGCGACCCUGCAGGUGAAUUUCUUCCUUGCAGCCUACGGACUCAUCAACUUCUCCGCCUUCCACUCCAGCUUCACCAAGUAUCCAGGCUGGCGUCCGGCCUUCAAGUUCUACAAUCAGUGGUGUAGUCUGUUUGGGACGGGGUUUUGUGCGGUCGUGAUGUUUCUCAUCCAAUGGGACGUCGCUCUCGCCACCUUCGCCGUCGUCAUCAUCCUUUACCUCUACGUCUCCUACAGGCGACCGGAUGCAAACUGGGGUUCGAGUACACAGGCGGCCGUGAGCAUGAAUGCGUUGAGGUACGUUCAAGUCUCGAACCAGGUGGAGGACCACGUGAAGACGUACCGACCCCAGGUCCUGGUCCUGGCCGGCCAUCCGAGCAAUCGACCUUCCCUCAUGGACUUCACGUAUCUCCUCACCAAGUCUUCGGCUCUCCUCGUCUCUGGGAACGUCGUUAAGGGUCCGAUCAAGUACAACGAACGAGCCUCCCUCAUUCAGAGGGGAUACGCCUGGUUGGAGCGUCAUCACAUCAAAGGAUUUUACGACGUGGUCGAGAGCGACCGCUUCGACGUGGGCGCUAGGGCCUUCUUCCAACUGUCCGGGCUGGGUAAACUCCACCCCAACAUGGUCCUCUUGGGGUACAAGGCCAACUGGGACGAGGGCGAUCCUCUUGCCGCUCUUCAAUACUUCAACGUCCUCCAUGACGCCUUCGACAACUGCAUGGCUGUGGGAAUACUCAGACUCCAGGGUGGACUCGAUUUUUCCGACUACGUCGAGGAGGUUGCGGAUUGCAGCGAGAAGCCCGAGAUAUUGUCCGGAUGUUUUGAUGCCUCGCUGGGUGAAUCAGAGGCAUGGUCGACAUCCACAGAGGAUCGGGAACAGCAUAAAAAGUCGGCCAAGAAAUCGCGCAAGAGCGGAAAAAUUUCCUAUAGCGUCAUGUACCGAGGGAUCGGAGGGUUCUCCCUGCCGAGGAACAUCUUGGACGGCCUCACCCACUUCCGCCAGCCGGUGAAGAAGGGAGAGCGGAUCGAUGUUUGGUGGCUGUACGACGACGGGGGGCUCACCAUCCUCAUCCCGUACAUCCUGACUCGGAGGAGGCAGUUCUCCUCUGCCUCCCUCCGCGUCUUUUACUCUCACCGCGAUUUCAGCAUGGCGGCGCUGCUGAGCAAGUUCCGCAUCGACUGCAGCGACGUGGUCGUGAUUCCCGACGUCCAGAGGAAGGCAGCUGACAGCACUCGCCAAGAAUUCAACGCCCUCAUACAGCCUUUCAGGGAGAGGGCCGAGGAAUCGCGGACAGCAGGGACCUACAUUCCAGAGGCAGAAUAUCAGAAGAUGAAGGACAAGACGAAUCGGCAAUUGAGGCUACGCGAGUUGCUUAUGGAACAUUCUCGCGAUGCCUGCUUCGUCGUUAUGACCCUGCCGAUGCCUCGAAAGGGGAUGGUGUCGGCCCCGCUGUACAUGGCCUGGCUGGAGACGCUGACCAGGGACAUGCCUCCGUUCCUCCUCGUCAGGGGGAAUCAGACUUCCGUCCUCACCUUCUAUUCAUGAUAUGAUCGCUCUCGUGAUUCUUCUAAUCGUAUCCUCAUAGCUGUUCGACGGUACGAAAUUCAUAUCCUCUGCAAUCGACGUACAUUCUCAGUGUUCACCUAUCAUUGCCAUGCUGAUAUUUAUGUGUAUAAUUUUAGUUCGUCCUAUUUGAAUCCCUCCUUUUAUAUAUAUAUAUUUAUAAAAGCAGGGUGUCUUGCAAGAGACAUGCUUUCGGAUUUGCAAUUGUGGGAAUUUUACAAGUGGCAUCUCCUCUAUCACUGGCCAUUCCAACGUCAGUAUGUCUCUUCCUCGCUUCCUUCUCCAUACUCGAUUUUGAUCACGAGAAGAUCUCUGUUCCGUGUCUAAUUACUUGUAAUUUCGAGUGACUUUCUCACCCAUGUGAGGUGUGGGAAGAGCAUCGAUUUAUUGGAAAUAGAGAUGAAAAAGCAUGCACGUGCAAUUGGUCCC
Molecule: messenger RNA, 4416 nt
Organism: Darwinula stevensoni
Lineage: Eukaryota; Metazoa; Arthropoda; Ostracoda; Podocopida; Darwinulidae
Source: the annotation of a GenBank genome assembly